Molecule: messenger RNA, 555 nt
Organism: Danaus chrysippus (African queen)
Lineage: Eukaryota; Metazoa; Arthropoda; Insecta; Lepidoptera; Nymphalidae
Source: the annotation of a GenBank genome assembly
AUGGUGAUGAUCGGUUUGUACACCGAAAAAUUGCCAUUUCUGUUCGACUUUCUAUGCGACUUAGUUUGUGAUGACGAUGACAAUAGCACCGUCAGAAAUUCAAGCGAUGAUUACUUUGGAUUUGAUGAUAUGUGUUCCUGUGGGCCUCCGACGCCAGCUAACGGAGGAAAUAAAGGAAAACCACCCAAUGUUGAUUUAAAUUUACCUGGAAUUAGUCUUCAAAUGUCCAAUACUAAUGGACAAUGGUCACUUAAUGUGAAUGCAAAUCCUUCUACUCCAGCCAAUUCGGUCAUUCCAUUACCUUCUGGAGGGUCAACUCCUGCACUCCCAGGACCUGGUAUUACUGGCUUUCCUGGAUCUGGAAUGCCUGGCUUUCCGGGAGUUCCUGGAAAUCCUGGCUUUCCUGGAGCUCCUGGCUUUCCUGGAGCUCCUGGCUUUCCUGGAGCUCCUGGAGUACCUGGAGUUUCUGGAAUUCCCUCAGGUGUUCCAACUCCAGCAAGUGCUUCAACAGCCGCAGCUACUACUGCAGCACCAGCUUCUGGAGCACCAGCGUAA